AAGAAGGCGGGGCUGACAAGAAGGAGGGCGGGGUCAGACGGAAAGGGGCGGUGUCUCCCGUGAAGGCGUGGCUCCACCGUCGUUCCGGCUCCUCAGCCCCGCCGACAUGGCCGGACGCCUGCCAGCCUGCGUGGUGGACUGUGGCACCGGGUACACGAAGAUUGGCUAUGCGGGCAACACAGAGCCUCAGUUUAUCAUUCCAUCAUGCAUUUCCAUCAAAGAAUCCGCCAAGGUGGGCGACCAGUCCCAGAGGAGGGUCAUGAAGGGUGUCGAUGACUUGGAUUUCUUCAUUGGUGAUGAAGCCAUUGAGAAGCCCAACUACUCCACGAAGUGGCCGAUCCGUCAUGGCAUAGUGGAGGACUGGGAUCUGAUGGAGAGGUUCAUGGAGCAAGUGAUCUUUAAGUAUCUUCGUGCUGAACCCGAGGACCACUACUUCCUCCUGACCGAACCUCCACUCAACACACCUGAGAACAGGGAAUAUACAGCCGAGAUAAUGUUCGAGUCCUUCAAUAUCCCUGGCCUCUACAUAGCUGUGCAGGCAGUCCUGGCGUUGGCCGCCUCUUGGACGUCACGUCAGGUUGGGGAGAGAACUCUCACAGGCACGGUCAUCGACAGCGGCGACGGCGUCACCCACGUCAUUCCUGUGGCAGAAGGAUACGUCAUUGGAAGCUGCAUCAAACACAUCCCCAUAGCUGGCCGCGACAUCACCUACUUCAUCCAGCAGCUGUUGAGGGAGCGGGAGGUGGGAAUUCCACCAGAGCAGUCACUCGAGACAGCCAAAGUGAUCAAGGAGCGGUUCUCAUACAUAUGUCCCGAUAUCGUCAAGGAAUUUAGCAAGUUUGACGCGGACCCUAGCAAAUGGAUGAAGCAGUACACAGGCAUCAAUGCCAUCACUAAAAAAGAGUUCACCAUUGACGUGGGUUAUGAGCGCUUCUUGGGACCGGAGAUCUUCUUCCAUCCUGAGUUCUGCAACCCAGACUUCACCCAGCCCAUUUCAGAGGUGGUGGACAAUGUCAUUCAGAACUGCCCCAUUGAUGUGCGGCGUCCACUGUACAAGAAUGUUGUGCUGUCUGGUGGCUCCACCAUGUUCCGCGACUUUGGGCGUCGUCUCCAACGGGACCUCAAGCGCACUGUGGACAGCCGGCUGAAGUUCAGUGAAGAGCUAAGUGGAGGUCGGAUAAAGCCUAAACCCAUCGAUGUGCAAGUGAUUACCCAUCACAUGCAACGCUAUGCAGUGUGGUUUGGGGGCUCCAUGUUGGCUUCCACACCUGAGUUCUUCCAGGUUUGCCAUACCAAGAAGGAUUACGAGGAAUAUGGCCCCAGCAUCUGCCGUCACAACCCAGUGUUCGGCGUGAUGUCCUAACACUUGCACAUUAUUUUUGAGUUCUGCCAAACAGGAUGUUUCCAAGCCUUCCCAGCCCUUUCUCCUUCAGUGUGGAGAGCUCAGACACAACACACUGAAAACACAUACCACCUACGAAAUACCUUUCCGCUCGGUUUGAUUUUUCUUUUAUUUUGUGACAAAUGUUAUUUGUAUGCAAAUGCUUGCCUUGCAUUACUCAAGUAUUUCAGUGCAGAUGUCAUGGGCUGCCCCUUGAUCAUCAGAUGGUUCUUUGCUGUCUGGGAUAUUAUGAAAAGCCUUAAGUACCAACAUAUUUUAUCUAAAAGGUGGCUGUCACAAAUUGUGACUUUAGUGGUGGGCAAUAAUCUGCAUAGCACAUUACCGAAGUGUCAGCUUUGCUCUGAAUUUGCCAAAACACUGAAUAUUUUUUUCCCAUUCUGCCUCAUUUAAACGGUUCAUAAAUGUGUUGCCAGUCUUUUUUAAAACGCCAAUUUCAAAAUAAUGUUUUGAGGAUUGCUUAAAAACAAAAAGAAGUGCUUCAUUGAAAUUGCCACAAAGGUUACCACUAUUUGUGUGGGCUUUUGAGAUGGAUUGGGCAACAGGAUUUGAAUACAAAAAAUAGAUGUCUGCUAUCCUCUGAAUCAUUGGCUUCCUCAAGAGAAUCAGGACCCGCUUCUCAGCUUUGCUUGAAAGAAAACGUGUUAUGUACUCUCCGUGAUUGAUGCUCUGCAAAAAUGUUUGUUGGUUAUCGGUUGUGAUUGAUAAUGGUAAAGCAAACUUUUUAUUACACUGUGUCUUGGCAAAUGCACACAGAGUGGUUUAUCAGGACAGGCUGGCCAGUGGUUGAUUGUGAAACAAUCGGCCUGCCAUUACUUUUUCUACUUGUACAUCAUGCAUUAUAUAGGGUUCCAAGGUGGGUAAUUUAGUUUUUUCUGAAGAUUUUUUUCCAAUAAAAAUAUUAAUUGGCGCCAUUUUGACACAAAUGUAAUUGGCGCCAUUUUGACACAAUUUAAUUGCCGCCAUUUUGAGACAAAUUUGCAGUAAUGAAUGACUAAACAUGUAUAUAAGUACAUUUAAGAAAAAUUAAACAAUUAACCUUGUCACUGAAAAUAUACUUUUUAAUCAAAAUCAAGUUGGCAUUGUAAUUUGGGACUGCAGAAAACAUUUUGUUGUGUUUGUAAGAUAAGAUUUCCUCCAAAGAUCCAAGUUUUGAUGUUAAAUUGAUUGUGGACUGACCAAACAAUAUACCUUUUUUGUAAUGACUUUAAACUGGGUUUUGGCAAAAAAAGUGCAGUAUUGAGGUAGUCUGCUUAAAUACCUAUCAUUGGAUUGAUAUUUUUGAAAAUGCAUUCAUCGAAUGUGAUGUCACAUGGGUGUGCGAUAAUUCAACAUCCUCUUCCGAAAAUAUGAUGCAUUCCCUUGGUUUAAGCAAAACAUGCCAAUAUCUAUCCUUAGCCCUGAGAGUGGCUGUAUUUGUGACAAUUCUAUUUUUAAAUGACAGCGUGGACCAAACACUCUUCUAUAUCAACUGUAAUUGGUGACACUUUCAGCUGAAUGCCAGCAAAGGUGUUUUAAGUGACUAGAAAUAUAAACAUGUAGAGUUUGUCACUGGAUACUCGGAAAUGAAUACCAUACAAUGACUUUGCAUGUUGUUGGAUCUGCAGUAUCGCCUUUUGUUAUUUUUCACGUGAUCUAAAUACUGAUUGUAUGAAAGGUACAGCAUUCCAAUAAAAGGCACUUCUUUGCA
This is a messenger RNA of Petromyzon marinus (sea lamprey), 3089 nucleotides long. Its product is annotated as actin-related protein 3-like. The record is from RefSeq and is a predicted model, not a curated record. NCBI's taxonomy places the organism in Eukaryota, Metazoa, Chordata, Hyperoartia, Petromyzontiformes, Petromyzontidae.